AUGGCUUACUUAUGGUUAUCCAUUAGUGGCCCAUUUAGAGUUAUCCAUUGGUGGCUUAUGCUCUACUGGGUUUGUGAAAUGCUUCAAGAUCAUUUAAAUCAAUGUAUCCUGAUAGCUCGUACAAAUUGCUCAGAUGGAUAUUUGGAAGCAGUACCGGAAGAAAGUGAAGAAGACACGGAAACAACGUGUAAUCAAAAUGAACUUAACAAUUCAAAUUGUCAUUCUACCGUAAUGACCAGUGAUAUAUUAGCACCAUCGGAUAAUGGUUAA
Molecule: messenger RNA, 270 nt
Organism: Acanthocheilonema viteae
Lineage: Eukaryota; Metazoa; Nematoda; Chromadorea; Rhabditida; Onchocercidae
Source: the annotation of a GenBank genome assembly